Messenger RNA from Alternaria burnsii, 1143 nucleotides. RefSeq lists its product as uncharacterized. The transcript is spliced from 4 exons. Lineage: Eukaryota; Fungi; Ascomycota; Dothideomycetes; Pleosporales; Pleosporaceae. The record is from RefSeq and is a predicted model, not a curated record. Gene Ontology annotation, biological process: peroxisome organization. The coding region runs from base 1 to 1143 and encodes 380 amino acids. Gene Ontology annotation, cellular component: peroxisomal membrane.
AUGUACAGGCAAGCGACGCAGAAGACGGGCGAGGUGCUGUCCAUGCCGUCGCAGUGGCUGGGCAUGUACUCGGACUUCAUCACCAAGAACAGCAGCGCCGUAACGCAGAUAGAAUCAGCGCUGCGGUCACUGACAUACAUUAUCCCCGGCCGCUUCCGAGAGUCUGAAAUCGCAUCCGAAUCUUUACACAGCGGCGUCCAAGUGCUCUCCCUAUAUCAUGACUCGCUCCUCUCAAAAGCCAUGGCACAAAUGCCCGGAACGCGACGGCAGCCCCUCACCCCGCAUCAUCGCUAUACCAAGUUCUGGACGCAGAACUCGCCCACGUACAAGCGCAUCGCGCUGGUGCUCCAGAUGAUUCAAUAUACAGAGCUGCUAUGGGAGAUGGCGGCGAAGCGGAAGGGCGAGAAGGUGCGAUGGCGCGUGGUGGUAUUGUUGGAGAUUGUCAAAGCAGUAUGCAGGUUGCUGCUGCUUCGAUUGACCAACUCGCGGCCACUCCUGUCGCCGCCACUCCCACAACGAGAGAUUGACCCAAGCUCACUCGAAGAGUCGUCGGCAUCGGCAGACGGCAUGGACACACCACCGAGCGAGCGUUCGGUCGAGGCAGAGAACUGGGCCAUGCCUAGGACUGGCCUGUCCAUGCCGAGCCUACCAGACUCGUCGGAUAUCUCAAGCUACCUUCUCUCCAAGGUACUGACUGCAGACGACAUCAAACCCCCAAAGGCACUGCUCCAUCGAGUCAGCGGGAAGGGCGAGCUGGCCGAAGCACUGUACAUUCUCCGACCGGUUGUCUACGCGCUGGCGAUGCAACACUUCAGCGGCGACAGAAAGAGCUGGAGGCCGUGGUUGAUCGGUGUCAGCAUGGAGUACGGCGCCAGACAACUCGCCAAGAAAGACUUCCAGGAGCGACUAGCCGGAGGUCUGAGGGGCUUGACUGGACUGGAGAAGGAAGAGUUGCGCAAGCGGGGCUGGUCCCUGGGAUGGUGGGCAAUGCGCGGUGCUUUCUACGAGAACAUUACCAAGGCUUGGAUCCACAGCAUCACUGGAAAGUUGAAGGGCAAGCCUCUGCUCGAUAUGGUUGGCGGUGUUAUUGAGGACUAUGAAUUCCUGUGGGAUCAAUACUACUUCCCGACAGCCACACUAUGA